This is a messenger RNA of Salvelinus namaycush (lake trout), 393 nucleotides long. Its product is annotated as keratin-associated protein 6-2-like. NCBI's taxonomy places the organism in Eukaryota, Metazoa, Chordata, Actinopteri, Salmoniformes, Salmonidae. Bases 1 to 393 code for a protein of 130 amino acids. The transcript has a single exon. The record is from RefSeq and is a predicted model, not a curated record.
AUGGGCUAUGAUGUGGGCUAUGAUGUGGGCUAUAAUGUGGGCUAUGAUAUGGGCUAUGAUGUGGGCAAUGAUAUGGGCUAUGAUAUGGGCUAUGCUGUGGGCUAUGAUGUGGGCUAUAAUGUGGGCUAUGAUGUGGGCUAUGAUGUGGGCUAUGAUGUGGGCCAUGAUAUGGGCUAUGAUAUGGGCUAUGCUGUGGGCUAUGAUAUGGGCUAUAAUGUGGGCUAUGAUAUGGGCUAUAAUGUGGGCUAUGAUGUGGGCUAUGAUGUGGGCUAUGAUAUGAGCUAUGAUAUGGGCUAUGAUAUGGGCUAUCAUGUGGGCUAUGCUGUGGGCUAUGAUGUGGGCUAUGAUAUGGGCUAUGAUGUGAGCUAUGAUGUGGGCUAUGAUAUGGGCUAG